CCCUGUCCUCUGGCCCGUCAGGCUCUAGCCCUCACUCAGUGAGCACCUCCGCCAGGCCAGCCAGGAACAGCAGAGACCAGGGAGCCCCUGCAGCCCCUCACCCAGCAUGGGCAGCCUCUUCCUACUAUUCUUCUUCGCUGUUCUUGGCAGCUCCACCUGUCAACAAGCAGAAGGUCUAACAUUGUUCACCUUGGAAAAGGUCACUCUGUCCAUCGAGCCGGACGGCGCCGUCGGGAGAGACGCCAGCCCGACGCUCCGCUGCCGGCCGCUGGUCAAGAGCAGCCCGGGGACGUCUCUGGUCCGUCGAUACGUCGUGUUCAAGGACAACGUGGAGUUGCACCGCUGGAACAGCAGCCGCGCUGAUGACCUGCUGUGGCGCAUACCCAACGCCAGGGUCAGCGACGGCGGCAAGUACAUGUGCCACGUCUCCAUCCAGGACAAGACGGCCGUCAGCAACACGGAGAGGCUUAAAGUGACAGGCCUUUCCCAACCGGUGCUGCUCGUACUGCGCAACACAGCCCCCGUCCAGGAGGGAGAGCGGGUGCCGGUCUCAUGCCGAGCCCCAGGGGAGACGGGGACUUUCAUCUUCUACUUCUACGACCAAGGCGAGGAGAUCCACGAGGUGCAGUCCACCUCGAACCAGGUGGAGGUGGAGCUUCUGUUCAGCAACCCGGGCGUGCGGGACAUGCAGUGUGCCUACAUGGUGCUGAUGGUGCCAGACUCGGUGAAGUCCAACCACAGCCAAGCGGAAUCCGUGAGAGUGCAAGAGUUUGACUUGUUACCGGUUCUUUCCGUCCUCCCUGAUCCGGCGAAGACGAAGAUCUUCGAGGGGGACAGGAUCAACGUCUCCUGUGAAUAUCGCAGGGCGAUCGAUCCCUUGGUCAGGGUCGCCCUUAGCAACGGGAACCAGUUGCUGGAUGUCACGCAGACCCAGGCCAAAGUGUCGCAUGGUCUCACAGUGUUUUCCAAUCAUUCCGGGGAGUUUGAGUGCAGCGUAGUGAAAGUCAACGUGGUUAAGAAAACAAACAGCACUGUGAAAGUCCUCGAAAUCAUCUCAACUCCAACUUUGACUGUGAACCCCGAUGUGUUUGAAAAUGACACGUUUCACGUGAGAUGCCAGAGCGACAUCCUUGCCCCUGAGAGAGUUGACAGCGCAGACGUCAAAUACCAGAUUCAUAGAAACGAGGGCCACACCAGUUACAACGACAGAGUCUUCGGAGAUCUGGUCCGCACAACAGGCUCUAGGACCUACACGUGCACGGUGACAGCAGGGAAUAUAGUGAAGCACAGUCCAGCAUUGGUUGUCCAAAUAAAGGCCCUGGCCAGUGAGCCCCAGAUCUGGGCCUUGGGCAGGGUGGUGGUAGGGCGCCCGUUCCAGGUCAGCUGUCACUCGGACCGGGGCAGCCUGCCCAUCACCCACACCCUCCUGAGGAACAGGGUGCCGGUCGGCACGGUGACCGUCACGCGGCCCGGCCAGCAGGCGCUCUUCAACCUCACGAUCCAGCGGGCCGGGGAGAUCCAGGACUACGGCUGCAGCUCACGGAACAGCAGACAAGCGGUGGUGGGCAAACGCCUCAACAUCUCUGUCGUAGUGCCUCUCUCCGACCCCGGCCUGAGCGUGCUCCCGGCCCUGUCGGACAUCCUGGAGGGGGUGGACCUCAUCCUGAUCUGCAGCGCCGAGGGCUCCCCUCCCAUCACCUUCAGGUGGUACCGCGACGACGCCGCCAAGUCUCUGCACAGCAGCACGUCCGCCACCGUCACCGCCAGCCACGUGAUCCACGGCGUGGACAAGCGGGCCAGCGGCGCCUACUACUGCGAGGCCGUCAACUACGCCAACGUCAGCGUCCGGAGCCAGAAGGUCAUCGUGGAGGUGAAGACCGCGACGUGGAAGAAGGUCCUGAUCGUGGCGUCCUGCCUGCUAACGGUGGCUGUGGUGGUGCUCCUCUGCGUGCUGCGCUUCAGGGCCAAGCGAGGUAAAAGAGACACGGCCGCUGAGCUCUCAGUAAAGCCUUCGAGCCCUAAACCAGAUGACUCUUUAACAGUGAGUCUCACCCACAACACGGAGGUGUAUGACGCCACCACAGGCGCAGCGCCCCACUUUGACGGCAUGGAGGGGAGAGCAACCAAUGGGAUGCGAAAUAGUGUGACAUCACUUCCUGCUGACAUCAGCAACAGGAGCAGCAACAGUAUUCCGGAGACAGUGUAGAAAACCGAAUCCAAAUGGAUUUUUAAAACUUCAAUUGGACAAAUGGCACAUGUUAAAAUACACAUUGGAGAUACUAUUUGUGUGGGGAAGGUAGCCACAUAGUGUUUAUUUGGCUUUUUGCUCUUGGCUUUUGUAAAUGUUGCUGUUGGCUACAUUUCAGAGGGUGUUUGGGGAAUAGUGGGCAUGAAGGGAAGCACUAUUAGUGGGAAAAAAGAUGGCCGCCAACUGAGACCAUCCUGAAGUGAACCUGGACCCAUUGCUCUGGCCCUUUCCUCCUGCUGUCAGUGUCUGCUGUGAUGUCAUAUCCUCCUGCUGUCAGUGUCUGCUGUGAUGUCAUAUCCUCCUGCUGUCAGUGUCUGCUGUGAUGUCAUAUCCUCCUGCUGUCAGUGUCUGCUGUGAUGUCAUAUCCUCCUGCUGUCAGUGUCUGCUGUGAUGUCAUAUCCCCCUGCUGUCAGUGUCUGCUGUGAUGUCAUAUCCACAUGCAGUCUGUGUCUGCUGUUUUCACUUUCAACGUGCCUGUCUCCUUGUAUUGCCUGUUUGACUGCAUGCCUUUCAAUAAUGUAACCAGUCCAUGUGUUUCUGUGUGUUUAGAAGCCUAGAUGACAAUUGUAUAUACUGUACACUUCACAGUCAUUCGUAGAAAUGUGUGUAUAUAUUUUUGGUUGAUCCACUGACUGAUUGAAAGAAACACUUGUAGAAUAAAAAAAGAAGUUGAGUUUA
Messenger RNA from Osmerus eperlanus (European smelt), 2926 nucleotides. RefSeq names its product platelet and endothelial cell adhesion molecule 1b (gene pecam1b). The transcript has 12 exons. Gene Ontology annotation, molecular function: transmembrane signaling receptor activity. Gene Ontology annotation, cellular component: plasma membrane. The record is from RefSeq and is a predicted model, not a curated record. The coding region runs from base 107 to 2206 and encodes 699 amino acids. Lineage: Eukaryota; Metazoa; Chordata; Actinopteri; Osmeriformes; Osmeridae. Gene Ontology annotation, biological process: cell surface receptor signaling pathway.